Messenger RNA from Ylistrum balloti, 5311 nucleotides. Its product is annotated as putative ATP-dependent RNA helicase DHX57. NCBI's taxonomy places the organism in Eukaryota, Metazoa, Mollusca, Bivalvia, Pectinida, Pectinidae. Gene Ontology annotation, cellular component: intracellular anatomical structure. The transcript is spliced from 27 exons. Gene Ontology annotation, molecular function: metal ion binding; RNA binding; ATP binding. The record is from RefSeq and is a predicted model, not a curated record. Bases 1 to 4227 code for a protein of 1408 amino acids.
AUGAGUAGAAGAGGUGGCAAGCCGAAUAGAUGUGGUGGUAAAUUUAAUCGCUCCAGAGGUAGAGGUGGUGGUGGCAGUAGCGGCAGGAAGGCAAAUGAAAGUGACGUUUACGACUACGAUGAUAUUGUGUUGGAAGGACCUGGUAGUAUGGUGCCGACAGGAAAACCAUCUACAAGAGGCCGUGGACGAGGUGGUAGUUCAAGAGGGGCUCGGGGAAGCGACAGAGGUCGAGGUCAUAGUGACAGAGGGCGAGGCCAUUAUAGUGACAGAGGUCGAGGCCAGAGUGAGAGGGGUCAAUGGAGUGACUCACACAGGAGUUCUGACCGACCAAGGAGACAGGAUGUCCGUGUUAAACUACAAACACUGUAUAUGAGUGAGGAAAACCAGGAUAUGGUACGAGACAUGUUCAAAGAUCUCCAUGGAGAAGAACCUGACAUUAUGAGUGAGGAGGAGUAUGAUGAGUUAGAUAUGAGAACUGAGGACCAAUACUGGAUGACCAAAGAUCCUUUACAGAUAGAAGAUGUCCAGGUCUACUACGGCAAAAAGAAGGGCAGUAAAAUGGAUGCUGAAUGCAUUAGUCACAUCGCCAUUAACAAACUGAUGAGAUAUGGGUAUGAGAAGAAACGAUGCGUCGAAGCUCUACAGUUACAUGAUGGUGACAUAGGAACAGCAUUUGAAUACUUAUUCUGUAAAUGUUUUGACAUCAACAUAAACUUAGAGACAGAAGUUGAUGACAAUGGAAAUGACAAUAGUUCUGAUGAGAAUUUCUUAGAUGAGGAUAAAAAGGACCCCAAAAAAAUCCUAGCAGAACUUGGUCUGACAUGGGAAGAUAUCGAAGAACAAAGAAAUGAAGAAAUAAUGGCCUUGAAAUCAAUAUAUGAAGACAAUUUUACUGAAAAGAUUCCCAAUAAAGUCUGGUCACUAUGUCUAGAUCUUCCUUCUCUUAAAGACUUGAUAAAAUCUCCAAAACCAGAGGAGGAAGAGACAGUUCAGGAGAAAAAAGAUAAAAAUGUUGAAGUUUGUAGAUUCUAUUUGAAAGGAUUUUGUCGAUUUGGAAAGAAAUGUCAUUAUUCUCAUGAAAUUCCAAAAGUUGUUCAAAAGAUUUUUAUACCAAACGAAGAGCUUAUGAAAAAUAAGCCAGAUUUUGAAUUAGAAUUUAGAUUUCCUGAAGAUAAUCUGUACCCUGUAGAGGCACCUAUUGUUGGAUUUUCCUCCACUCUGCCAAAUUUUCCUCCUCAUGUGUGUCUGCUUAUCACAGAGCGCCUGCGAAAAGAAGCUAUCGACUGUGCGGAAAUGCAUGCACCUGCUGUGUUUUCUUUAGUCAGUGUUCUGGACGAUGAAACAACUGUUGUACAUUUGUAUAAUAAACCGCCACUAGAGUACAGUCAGCCUGAGUGUAACCAGUCCUGGCGACGGAAACAAAAACUGGAGGAGGAACAAUCUGCAGUUAUGUUUCCUUUCAAAAGACAGACAUCCUCGGAGGAAGACUAUAAAUCAGAGACAGCUACAAUGAUUAGAAUGGCAGAACGUGAAAACCAGUUAGACGAAGAAGAAAUUAAGAUGGAAAAAAAGCGAUUCAAUACAAAAGAUAGUAAUAUCAUGAAACAAAUGAACAUGGGUGAGACACUGAAACAGAACAGAAAGUUGAAAGAUGAAUACCAAAGGAAAAAGAAUUCCAAAGCUCUGCAGAAUAUGAUGAACCAGAGACAAAAUCUACCAGCUUGGAGCAUGCAAGAUGAAAUUCUAGCUGCUCUAGAGAGCCACCAGGUGUUGGUUGUCAGUGGUAUGACUGGGUGUGGUAAGACGACACAAGUCCCGCAGUUUAUCUUAGAUUCAUAUCUGGAGUCUAAAGACUUGAAAAUGUGUUCAAUCCUGUGUACCCAACCACGCCGUAUCUCGGCCAUGGCUGUGGCUGAGCGUGUGGCUGAAGAAAGAGCAGAGAAACUUGGUCGGACUGUUGGUUACCAGAUCAGACUGGAGAAAGUUCAGUCAUCUCUGACACGGCUGUUGUUCUGUACUACGGGGAUUGUGUUGCGGACGCUGGAGGGAGAUUCUACACUCGAGGGUAUAACACAUAUCAUUAUAGACGAGGUCCAUGAACGAUCUGAGGAGAGUGACUUCUUGAUGAUGUACCUAAAGGACAUGCUGCCAAAACGUAAAGACUUGAAGGUGAUCCUGAUGAGUGCCACGCUCAAUGCCCAGUUGUUCUCUGACUACUUCGGUGGCUGCUCCAUCAUAGAUAUCCCCGGGAGAACAUUUCCUGUUGAUCAGUAUUUCCUUGAGGAUGCUGUGGAGUUCACAAGGUUUGUUAUGGAAGAAUCCUCACCCUAUGCUCGCCCACUCAAGCACAGCAAUGCUGUGCCAGGAAGGGGUGGAUUCAUUGACCCAAACCAGUAUGAGGAUGACAGGACAGAGGCGUCACAGCCACCAAAGGAAAAAGCCAAGGAUGAAAAUCUAACAGUGAAGCAGCUAUUUAUGAGAUAUUCUGAUUAUCAUAAGUCAACAUGCAGAUGUAUGGCUCUGAUGGACAUGAACAAGAUCAACUACGACCUCAUUGUCACCUUGUUAGAGUGGAUUGUCGAGGAGAAGGAAGGGUUUCCAAAUGGGGCUGUCCUAGUCUUCCUUCCAGGCUUUGCAGAAAUUCAAACUCUUUAUGAGAUGCUCCAAUCAAAUUCAACAUUUGGUAAUCGAAACAAAAAGAGUUACAAGAUAAUACCGCUGCAUUCCACUUUGUCCAGUGAAGAUCAACAUGCUGUAUUCUUAAAACCACCAGAGGGAGUAACAAAGAUAGUCAUAGCAACAAAUAUUGCUGAAACAUCCAUCACUAUAGAUGACAUUGUGUAUGUCAUCGAUGCUGGCAUGAUGAAGGAAAAACGGUACGAUGCUUCUAAAGGUAUGGAGAGUUUGGAGACAGUGACGGUGUCGCGUGCUAAUGCCCAGCAGAGGAAGGGACGUGCUGGGCGUGUCACUAAUGGUGUUUGUUUCCAUCUGUUUACCAGUCAUAGGUAUCAAUACCACAUGAAGGAACAACCCAUACCAGAAAUACAGCGAGCUCCACUUGAACAGAUUGUUCUAAGGAUAAAAAUGUUGGACAUUUUUAACAGAUUACAUGCUCAGGAAGUACUGGAACAGUUACCAGAGCCUCCAGAGAAAGAGUCCAUUUUAGCUGCUAUCAGACGUCUUCAAGAUCUAGGAGCACUGGAUGAACAGGAUGAAUUGACACCACUGGGAUAUCAUCUGGGCUCUCUCCCAGUAGAUGUCAGGGUCGGUAAACUGAUGCUGUUUGGAGCUAUUUUCCGCUGCCUAGACCCUGCUCUGACAAUAGCAGCUUCACUCAGCUUCAAGUCUCCUUUUGUAACCCCAUUUGAUAAGAAAGAUGAGGCUACAAAGAAAAAGGUGGAAUUUGCCACUGGGAAUUCUGAUCACCUGACCAUGGUGAAAGCCUACCAGGGAUGGAUUGAUGCCAGAAAAAGAAGUCAGUAUGCUGGAUAUAGCUAUUGUCAUGAUAACUUCCUGUCUCAGAGGUCACUUGAGAUGCUGGCGAGUAUGAAACAGCAGUUUGUGGAGUUACUAUCAGACAUUGGUUUUGUGAAGGAGGGGAUCAGUCAGAGAGACGUGGAACGUGCAGGUCAGAGGGGCUCCGACGGGGUACAUGACAUCACAGGUUCAGAGGCAAAUAUCAACUCCUCUAACUGGAAGAUUGUUGCAGCCAUACUAGUAGGUGCACUGUAUCCUAAUGUUGUACAGGUCCUGACUCCCGAGGCAAAGUUCAGCAUGAGCAGUAUGGGUGCUAUUCCGAAGCUUCCAAGAGCGGAUGAAUUACGAUUUAAAACAAAGGGAGAUGGUUAUAUCCACAUCCAUCCAUCAUCUGUGAACUUCCAAGUGAACCACUAUGAGAGUCCUUACCUUGUUUACCAUGAGAAAGUCAAGACUAGUCGUAUCUAUAUUCGAGACUGUACUAUGGUCAGCAUUUAUCCCUUGCUGUUGUUCGGAGGUGGUAGUAUUAAUGUAGACCUGGAGAAAGGCAAUUUUAUUCUAUCUGUUGACGAUGGAUGGAUACGAUUUAUGGCAAACACACAUCAGGUUGCUGAGCUUGUGAAGGAGUUGAGGUUAGAGCUGGACCAACUUCUGUCUGAUAAGAUACAGAAUCCUCACAUGGACCUUCUGACUUGUCCAAAGGGCAGUAAAAUAAUAGACACCAUUGUCCGCCUCAUCACCACACAGUGAUUGCACACCAUCAUUGAGGUCACCUUUCAUCAGGGAGAAAUGCAUUAUCGUCUUUCCUUAAAAACCAAACAAGAGUGCAAUAUUUAACUGAGAAAAGUUAUGGUUGAUUAAAAAAAAUGGCAUGUUAUGACUGUAAUGUUGUAAAAUAUGAAUACUGUUCAUAAUUCAGGUCAUACCCAUUUUAGGUCAUUUGGUAUGAAGAACAUUUGUAGUAUCAAAUCAUACAAUGGUGCUUUAUCCUAUGUCAAUUUAUUUUUCCAUCAACUUUUUGUAUGUCUUCUUCAGAACCGUUAAGCCAAAUGUCAUGGUAUUUGUCCUAUGGUUUGCUGGACUACAUUUCUAUCUUGAUUACACUGAAUUACCUUGGCUCUCUAGUGAGUGAUAUGGAUCAAAUGUAGGGGCUCUUGUUUAAGGUAUAUUUUGAUUGAUUAGAAGUGAAUGAUGAAACUUUUCUGAACUGCCUUGGAGAAGUGUCAUACUGCUUCCUUCAAAUCCCUGUUUAAACAACACAUUGUUCAUGAUAGGUUUUAAGAAUUAUGGGUGCUAAUUUAAAGAAUUUUAAUUUCUUUCUAGAAUGCAUAUUGUUUUUCUGCUUUUUGAAACUUUUACUUUUCCAUUGUUUGCUUGAGAUGUGUAGAUAUAAUCAGUAUUAGACAAUAUCUCCUGGAGUGAUACACAUAUACAUUUACAUCAUAGACCAGCUUGUUUACUACUUGGGCGAUACACAUAUACAUUUACAAAAUAGACCAGCUUGUUUACUACUGGGGCAUUACACACAUACAGUUACAAAAUAGACCAGCUUGUUUACUACAUGGGCGAUACACAUGUACACUUACAAAAUGGACCAGCUUGUUUACUGCUGGGCUGAUACACAUAUACAGUUACAUAAUAGACCAGCUUGUUUACUGCUGGGGCAAUACACACAUACAGUUACAUAUUAGACCAGCUUGUUUACUGCUGGGGCGAUACACAUAUACAGUUACAAAAUAGACCAGCUUGUUUACUACUGGGGCGAUACACAUAUACAGUUACAAAAUAGACCAGCUUGUUUACUACUGGGGCAAUACACACAUACAGUUACAAA